Dentiscutata erythropus is the source of this 358-nucleotide messenger RNA. The record is from the annotation of a GenBank genome assembly. Lineage: Eukaryota; Fungi; Glomeromycota; Glomeromycetes; Diversisporales; Gigasporaceae.
AGAGUGUUGUUAUCAAAAAUAUAUAUAUAAACCAAAACUUUUUAAAGAUCCUGAUAGUGAAUAUUAUAAUUAUUUGUUAAUAAAUAUUGCAAAACUUAAUUCACAAACAGAAAAUCGUGACUAUGAAAGACUUAAAGAAAAGAUAAAAAAUACUUUUGAUUUAAAUUUAUUAAAAACAGAAGGUCAAAUUGAUAAUAAAAUAGAAAAUUCUUUAACAUUAACUACAACUCAAAAAGAUGAUUUACAAAAAAAACAAAUUGAACAAGAAAGAAUAGUUCAAAGAUAUAACAAUCUAAGAGAAAAAAUCAAUGCUAAAACUAAUAUAGAACACCUUAGAGAUCUUCAAUAUUGGCAUUAA